AUGGGCUUUGCCAAGAAGCACAACAAGAAGGGCUGGAAGAAGAUGCAGGUCAUCAACACCAAGGUCAUGUGUGCACGUGCCAAGGCUAUCACGGGCCUCAAGACCCCAAAGUGGGGCAGCCACAAGCUCAAUCAACUUGCCUGCAUCGCUCGUUCCAAGCUCGGAGAACCUGCUCGUGUCUGCAUUGCCAGGGAUCUCGGGCUCUGCAGCCCAAAGUCCAAGACCAAGGCUCAAACCAAGGCCCAGGCUGCAGCUGUGACUCCAGCUCCGGGCACCCACAAAGGCUCCAGUGCAGAGGCCUCUGUUUUGCCAAGUGUGAGGACGGAAGGACUGAUAGGACCUGUGGGCUUCUGUGUGCACGGGGCUGGUGGCCUCCUGUGCUAUUUGUACAGAUAA
Messenger RNA from Neogale vison (American mink), 396 nucleotides. RefSeq names its product 60S ribosomal protein L29-like. Lineage: Eukaryota; Metazoa; Chordata; Mammalia; Carnivora; Mustelidae. The transcript has a single exon. The coding region runs from base 1 to 396 and encodes 131 amino acids. The record is from RefSeq and is a predicted model, not a curated record.